Molecule: messenger RNA, 1241 nt
Organism: Bemisia tabaci
Lineage: Eukaryota; Metazoa; Arthropoda; Insecta; Hemiptera; Aleyrodidae
Source: RefSeq, a predicted model, not a curated record
ACCGCUGAGCUCAGUGAAAUCAGUCAGGCGUAGGUACCCGCCACAGAGUACACCUGUGUACCUGCAUUCGAGUGCUCCGCGUACCUACUAUUUCUGUCGCAGUCAUUUGCGUCUCGCCGUCUUCGUUGAUCCUGUGCUGUGCCGCGUUCCAUUCGUGCAUCCAUAAGUUCAACUGUUCAAGUGUUCGAUUCACGAGUGUUUUGACAACCCGAGUCCCGGUUAGCAGAAAUUCAGGGUCAUUAGUGAUAAAUUGGCUCUAAAUCGACAGUGUCCAGUUGCUUUAGCACCCUAAAGUUUUUAUUCAAUUGCAAGUUUCCUCUAUGUAUCAGUGUUGUUUGACGUAAUUUAACCCGCUACAAAUAGGGACAUUCGGCCAUGCAGUUUACAUUACCUUAGGAUCCAAUUGUUGUGCUUCACGAUAUAUUUCACCAAAAUCAACUAAAUUGCUCAAAUAUUGCCUAAUUGCCUGUGUACCUAUUCCUCUGAUCUGGUGUAUCACCGGUGAAACAAAAAGAGACACUAUUUUACAGAACUUUUGAAGCUUUAGGUAGUUUUCGACGAGGAUUUAUGACAAAGUAGAAUGCCAUUAUUCCAGAGGAAAAACAAUAAAAAGGACGAGGUGGACGCCAACGGGCGGAAUAACAGUACAUUAGGGUAUGAGUACGACAAAUCGCGCAGUUUCUACUCCAGCAGCAUGGUGAGCAGGAACCCGGAGGAUCUGAAGAUGGAACCGGAGAACGUGCAGAAGCCCAAGUUGGUUUUCCACUGCCAGCAAGCCCAAGGCAGCCCAACUGGACUCAUAUCGGGCUUCUCCAAUGUCAAGGAACUCUAUCAGAAAAUAGCCCAAUGUUAUGACUUCUCCGUUGAUGAGAUUCUUUUUUGCACUUUAAAUACUCACAAAGUAGAUAUGACGAAACUUUUAGGUGGUCAGAUAGGUCUGGAUGAUUUCAUCUUUGUACAUAAAAAAGGACGGCCGAAAGAAGUAGAAAUUACGAAGACGGAUUCAGCCUUAGGUCUCACGAUAACAGACAAUGGUGCUGGCUACGCAUUUAUCAAAAGAAUAAAAGAAGGCAGUAUUAUUGAUAAUAUAGAUUGUAUUCAGGUUGGGGAUCACAUAGAAAGAAUUAAUAAAGUGUCUUUAGUUGGUAGAAGGCAUUUUGAAGUCGCAAAAUAUCUCAAAGAAAUUCCCAAAGAUUCUACAUUUACCAUACGACUUGUUGAACCACUUAAAGCAGGAUUUU